AUGUACAUCAACUCGCCUGGUGGCGAGGUGAGCUCGGGACUCGCCAUUUACGACACCAUGACAUACAUCAAGUCACCCGUCUCGACCGUAUGCGUGGGCGGCGCAGCAUCCAUGGCCGCCAUCCUUAUGAUAGGCGGCGAGCCCGGGAAGCGAUACGCUCUGCCGCACAGCUCCAUCAUGGUGCAUCAGCCCCUGGGCGGGACCCGCGGGCAGGCCGCCGACAUCUUAAUCUACGCCACUCAGAUCCAGAGGUUACGGGAGCAGCUCAACAGGAUCGUGCAGAAACAUAUCAACAAGUCGCUCGGGUACGAGAAGUACGAUAUGCAGGCCGUCAACGACAUGAUGGAGCGGGACAAGUACUUGACUGCCGAGGAGGCCAAGGAGAUGGGGAUCAUCGACGAGAUUCUGCACAAGAGAGAGAAAGGGGACGACAAGCCCGGUGUCGGCGACGGGAAGGUGAAACCAUAA
This is a messenger RNA of Chaetomium globosum CBS 148.51, 468 nucleotides long. RefSeq lists its product as uncharacterized. Gene Ontology annotation, molecular function: ATPase binding; serine-type endopeptidase activity; ATP-dependent peptidase activity. Gene Ontology annotation, cellular component: endopeptidase Clp complex. The coding region runs from base 1 to 468 and encodes 155 amino acids. Gene Ontology annotation, biological process: protein quality control for misfolded or incompletely synthesized proteins. NCBI's taxonomy places the organism in Eukaryota, Fungi, Ascomycota, Sordariomycetes, Sordariales, Chaetomiaceae. The transcript has a single exon. The record is from RefSeq and is a predicted model, not a curated record.